AGCGAGCACAACAAAGAGCCUCUCCUUUCAAUACGGGCUGAUCUCUGCCCACAGCCACUUCCCCAAAUGAACCCUGAAAUAAUCUUGGUAUCAGUUUCAUUGCAAAAUGUGGUGAAAGAUUUCUGAGGGAAGACAAGACGUCAGGACUUCCUCCAGCAGUGUCAGUGGGAGGACGGAAGGCUCACAGGGCAGACGCUUUGGAACGGGCAGGUGGGGAGCCCCCAGCAAUGCCCCUGCCCCGCGCCUGAGGACGGCAUGGAGCUGAGAGUUCUCAUUCUGUUGCUGCUCUGCUGCCCAGGUCUCCCAGCCCAAACACCUGAAGCUGAGAUUAGCCAACGGGAAGGAAGCACGUUCUCUAUCGAGUGCCCUUACACAACACAGCCUGACAACAAGCAACUGAAAGCCUGGUGCCGCCUGAGGAAUGCACGAUGCGAGCUUGUAGUGCUGACACUUGCCUCAAUGCAGUACAGAUACUCAGACAGGGCCAGGCAGGGCCACAUUACAAUACAGGAUGGCAACAGGACCGUGUCCAUCACCAUGUCUGAGCUCCAGGUAGAGGACUCAGGCAUAUAUUCCUGUGUGUACAGCAGCAACUAUGUUCUACUGAAGACCAUCUCGCUGAAUGUUUACAAGGAGUUACACAGGCAGGAGCUGGACGGUCUGUCCGUGCAGUGCCCAUACGGGGCCCUGGGCCACAGCGAGGGAAGAAAAGCCUGGUGCCAACAACGAGGUGAGGCUGAGUGCUCCCUCAUAGUGAGCACAUGUUACUCUCACACGUGGGGCAGCAGCGGAAGAGUCUGGAACAGAAGCAGCUCAAUCCAGGAUGAUGCCCAGAGAGGGAUUGUCACCAUCACCAUGGACAAGCUGCAGGCACAGGACUCUGGUGUGUACUGGUGUGCGCUCUACAACCCCUUUCAACGCCCUGCAUUCACCCGGAUAAUGGAGGUCAGGCUCUUUGUGGACAAGAUACCAGCUGCAACGACUUUGUCAGUUACUACAAGCUCAAGUCAGAAAAACUCUUCUGGCAACAGCACACAGCCACGGAACACCAUCAUAAUCUCUGUGGCUCUGUGCAUCCUGCUCAUCCUGGCAUUGGCCAUCAUAACAAGACUGGGCAUCAGGCAGCGCAAGAAGCAGAAGACAGGAGGUAACAGACAAGCAGAGGACACGUAUGACAAACCAGAGAGCCCAGCACAGCUUGAGAGCACUGAAAGAAUGGGAAGAACCACAGAUGACAGCAGAGAUCUAAAUUACAUUACUCUGGACUUUAAAUCCCAGCUCAGCUCUGAUGAACCUCUCUACUGCAAUGUUGAACUGAGUCAGACUCCCAGGAAACCCACAGAGGAAAAUGUGGAAUAUGCCAUCAUUGCACACAAGCAGUUACCUAAGAAUGACAAAGGAUGAAGCACAGAAUUCUAAAGCAAUCCAGAAAUGGGAGAACUGCAAUAUAAAGUGGGAGUGGAGAACAGUACAUGAACACUGGGGAAAGAAUUAAGGUUUUGCUGCCACAUGUACAUUGCCUAUGCAUUUUAAGACCUCUUUCUUUCCUUUUAGAAAUUUGUGAUAAGUGUGCAGAUCCUCUUCGGUCAGAGGUGCUUGGUAACUCUCAGGAUCGACUGCAUGUUUGCUUUUUUGAUUCCAUUAAAAUGCAGCCUCUCUGGGAGAGGCAGGUGUGCAGGACCCUCCCCUUGCUGCCACUGGGUUUGUUUGUAGUG
This is a messenger RNA of Lagopus leucura (white-tailed ptarmigan), 1715 nucleotides long. Its product is annotated as triggering receptor expressed on myeloid cells 1-like. Gene Ontology annotation, cellular component: cell surface. The transcript is spliced from 7 exons. Gene Ontology annotation, molecular function: signaling receptor activity. The coding region runs from base 256 to 1404 and encodes 382 amino acids. The record is from RefSeq and is a predicted model, not a curated record. NCBI's taxonomy places the organism in Eukaryota, Metazoa, Chordata, Aves, Galliformes, Phasianidae.